Molecule: messenger RNA, 1920 nt
Organism: Cladophialophora immunda
Lineage: Eukaryota; Fungi; Ascomycota; Eurotiomycetes; Chaetothyriales; Herpotrichiellaceae
Exons: 1
Coding region: 291-1160 (289 amino acids)
Biological process (GO): cell wall organization; carbohydrate metabolic process
Cellular component (GO): cell surface; extracellular region; fungal-type cell wall
Molecular function (GO): glucan endo-1,3-beta-D-glucosidase activity; 1,3-beta-glucanosyltransferase activity
Source: RefSeq, a predicted model, not a curated record
CCACCAUGGCUGAUGGCAGAUGGCAGCCCUGGUCAAUGUCUCGCUGGUUUGCAAGGGCCUGCCUUGAAUGUUCUGGAUCUUGGAUCUCUCGUCGAGGCACAUAAUAUCUUUCUUUGGUCGCUGUCUUCAUUCUCUUCUUCAUCCUCGCUGUUCAUGUCACUCGUUUGACCAUCCUCAAGUCCCUUCGUUUGGUUACUUCAACUUCACAGUCGUUCGUUCAUUUAGUUCCCUGUAUUUCUGUUCAGUCGCUCUAUAUAAAAAUAGGCCCACUCAAAGGUCUCUAAUUCAGAAUGAAGACAAGCCAAUUACUUGCUUGCGUGGCUGCUGCCGUCUCGGGAGCUGAGGCAUACUACAAAGGAUUCAACAUCGGAGCCAACCUGGCAAACGGAGCUUGUCGAAGCGAGUCAGACUGGGAGUUUGUGUUCAACAAGAUCGCCAGUUUCCCAGGAAACUUCAAGAACGCCCGACUAUACGCCUCAAGCGACUGCAAUACCCUGGCAAAUGCAGUCCCUGCCGCCAUCAAAACUGGUACCUCGCUCCUUGUCGGCAUCUGGACUGAGGACGACAGCCACUACGAGGCAGAGAAGCAAGCGUUAUUGGAAGCCAUUCAACAAUACGGAAGCGAUUGGAUAUUAGCAGUUUCUGUCGGUUCUGAGGAUCUGUACCGAGGCGACACUGAUGCCAACACCCUGGCGUCACAGAUCAAUGAUGUUCGUGGUAUGCUCUGGGGGCUUGGAGCGAGCAGCAAGUCUGUCGGACACGUUGAUACCUGGACCGCCUGGGUGGACCCUGCCAACACAGCUGUGAUUGAGGCCGUGGACUGGCUCGGCAACGAUGCUUACCCCUACUGGCAGGGCGUUGGGAUUGACAACGGUGCUGCUAAUGACGCAUACUGGGCGGCGGUCAACCAAGUGCGAGCGGUCGCCGGUGGCCGUGAUGUGUGGACUACUGAGACGGGCUGGCCAAUUUCGGGCGACGCUGUCGGCAGUGCUGUCCCCUCGGUCGACAGCUUGCAAACCUACUGGUGGCAAGUCUCGUGCGCGAGCUUCGACAGCCUCAACUACUUCUUCUAUGAUGUCGACGACUUCGCGGCCUCGCCCAGCUUUGCUGUUGUCGACUCCAACUACGACCCUCUCAUCGACAUGACCUGCGGUUCGUGAGCAGGCGAACCGAAUGCUACACGAAAUACAUCUAAAUCACUGGCUCACCAUGAGCUGUCCAAUCCUUUACAUCUUUGCAUAGCGCGGUUGGUAGGGGUGACCACCAAGAACCCCUGGCGGAAAAUAGACUCAAAUUCUUGUAUCUCCAGAUAGAUACACGUAUAUCUAAUGCAAUGGCACAUAUCGCAUGCCACAAACAUACUUUGAUUCUUCACAACAGCCUAGCUCGGAGUCUCAGUUCUCGGCCUGCUCUCUCCUCCCCAUCGUUCCCCAACAGUCCAAGCGGCUAAUCAUCAAGGCAAAGAAAGGAAUAAACGGCAGUGAAUCAAAAACCAGAGCUCAGAUCGGCAAAACUUGUGAUUUUCACGAGGGAUGUCAAACGAUGUCGGCUGGACAAUCGAGAGAAACGUUCGUCAUCACUGCUACUGGAUUGUUCACGGAGAACUCUCCAGCAGCAGGACGAAGGACUGCCUCUCUUUUAAACAUGGUUCUCACGUCGAGGGUGCAUUGUCGGUUUCUUCAACAUCUCCAUCAGCGUCGUUGAUGCCGUACUGUUCAGGCAAGUGGUGAGAACCGCAGACGACCGACAGCAACAUCUCGGUCCUGUUCCUCAAGACGUUUGUGGUAUCUGGAAUUGCCUGGCAAUUUGAUACUGUGGGGGAGGGAAACAUGGGAGGAAGCACGAUCUCCUGAUGCUCCGUCCUGCGGAUACUCGCAUGUCCGUGCAGCGAUCGAAAAGGGAAAGGGCCUUCUAGAACUG